Messenger RNA from Brienomyrus brachyistius, 1324 nucleotides. RefSeq names its product coiled-coil domain-containing protein 152-like. The transcript is spliced from 10 exons. The record is from RefSeq and is a predicted model, not a curated record. The coding region runs from base 149 to 970 and encodes 273 amino acids. Lineage: Eukaryota; Metazoa; Chordata; Actinopteri; Osteoglossiformes; Mormyridae.
UUAAACAAACUUUACGCCAGGGUGGCACGGAGUAACUGCAAGCAGUGUUACAAUAUCAGAUAUUGACCACGGAGUAGCGCUCUACUGAGAUGCUUUACAAAGUGCAUAGACACAUGUAGUUGUUAUCGGUUACCCUCUUUAAAAUAACAUGGAAGUGCUGGGGCCGUCUGUUACAAUUUGCCAAAGGGGUAAUCAAGUCCUGACUCACCUUAUCGGUAGAGAGAUGCAGGGCCGCGGAGCGGUAAACCUGCAGCGGCUCCUUGACGACUUCACCCACAUAGAGGAGACAAUUACAGAAGUCACAAAAAGGAACAGCUUCCUGGAGGUUAAAUUAGAAGAAACCAGCCAGUUGAUUAAAUUAAGUAAGACCAAAGAAAAGUAUUUGAAGGAAGAGAGAGACAAACUGCUACAUACAGCCACUGGUUUCCAGCAAUCGAUUCAACAGCAGUGUGACCUGAGGUGGGAGAACGAGAGCCUGAGAAACACCAUUCUGCUGAUGGAAAGAGAGUUUCAGGCUAGGAUAGAGGAGGGUAAGGCUUGUGAGGCGAAGCUGGCUAAGGACCUUCGUGAUCUGGAGGAUCGCCACCAGGAGGGGCUGGAGGAAAUGCGGCGGGAAAUGCGACACAGUGUGGAGAUGAAGGGGCUGGAGAUGAAAGCACUUGCAGAGCUGAAAGAUUCAGAGCUGGAGGAGAUGAGGCAGAAGAUAAAGGAGCAGGAAAGAGAGAGACAGAGCGAGCUUCUGAAGUUACAAAUGGAGUUCAGUGCCAGGAUGGCCCGGGUUCAGGCCUCCUUUCAGGGCCAGAAGCAACUGCAAGUGACUCCGCCAGUAUCUAGAAGUGUCUUCCAACGCAAACUGCAGUCUCUGCAGGAGGAGAAGAGCAGGGAGGUUGCAGCUCUCCACCAGCAGGUGGCAGCAUUGCAGCAGCAGCUAUUCAAGCAAACACACCAAUCAAAGAGAAAGAAGCUUUAGAGGCAGUAGGUUUCUUCUUGGCGUUGCUGAAGUGCAUCCUUCCCUCCAGUGGGAUUAGCAGACUGAGCAGGAAGGACCCACUGCCAGCCGCAAAUUAAUAAAGUGCAUUAGUAUGGAAUGUGUGCAUUGUACACGUGCAUUUUAUUUCAGAAAGUUAUGAAGUGCAUGCCAAUGUUUGUGAUGUUUGAUUGUCUUGGAAUUAGUUAAUACAGUUUUAACUAAUAAUAACAUAACUGUCAUGUGAAAUAGGUGAACAAUCUGCAGUAGUUUUAUUUCUCAUAGAUACAUUUCUCAUUGCAUGACAAAUAUACUCCAUAUAAAAUAAAAGGUACAAACAGCUUAUGUCAAUAAUGA